Saprolegnia parasitica CBS 223.65 is the source of this 618-nucleotide messenger RNA. RefSeq lists its product as hypothetical. The annotation marks the transcript as partial. The transcript has a single exon. NCBI's taxonomy places the organism in Eukaryota, Oomycota, Saprolegniomycetes, Saprolegniales, Saprolegniaceae. The record is from RefSeq and is a predicted model, not a curated record.
CGAUGUAAACUGUACUAUUAGUAGCCGCUUGUCUCUCCUAUGUACUGAUAGAGAGGGUAGAGCUGAGGAUGAACGUGCGAGGGCGCCGGAGUCGCCGUGCCUCAUACCGGAUGGCAUGUCGAGAACAAGUGAUUGCGAAAGCAGCAUUUUGAAUCCAAAAAUCUCGGCGUCAGCUCAGACGUGCGCAAUCGAACGGCGGGCGUGCGAGGGGCCACCGCAGAAUGAUUCUUGUGGGCCACUGUGUCGCGGCCCGCGGCCCGCGCGCGUAGGACACGGCCAUCGCUGCGUUGUUGACGCUGCUCAAAAAUGUUGAAAAUUACGUGUACGUGGCAGCGCCGUGGCUCUGGUGCAUUCCGGCCUUUGUCCCACGCGACGACCAAGCACGAUCAUAAAUACGACGCUGUGGACAGCGUGACGACCGCCGCAGAAAGCGUUCGGUAGCACCGGUUGCAACGGCAGAAGACCAUGUCCAUAACACGUUGCCCGUCCGUUGACGCGCGAGUAGCACGCGGGCCGCCACGACCCGCCAACGCACCCGCUGAAGAUCCACUUUGCACGGUGUGAUUGGGUCGCUGCGCCGCCGUUGAUUGGCCAGCGCGUGCCUCUACGACGUGUCUG